This is a messenger RNA of Fonticula alba, 1098 nucleotides long. RefSeq lists its product as hypothetical. The transcript has 2 exons. Gene Ontology annotation, biological process: macroautophagy; protein modification by small protein conjugation; protein lipidation. Lineage: Eukaryota; Rotosphaerida; Fonticulaceae. Gene Ontology annotation, cellular component: intracellular anatomical structure. Gene Ontology annotation, molecular function: Atg12 transferase activity. The record is from RefSeq and is a predicted model, not a curated record. Bases 1 to 1098 code for a protein of 365 amino acids.
AUGACCAGUCGCGCCAUCGGACAGGUGGGCUUCGUGCGCGGGGCCUCCACGGUGGCCCUCGCGCCGCUGGUGGCGAGCCAGCCUCCCCCGCCGGCGGCCGAUGCCCUGGCCGGGCAGCUGGAGCGCCUGGCACUGGGGCAGCCCGGCGCCGCGGCCGCCAGCCUCCUCGGCCCGUGGAUGGCCUGCACGGCCGACGAGGGCCCCAGCGAGCGGUGGCUCGUUCGCCGCGAGCUCGUCGAGCGCCCGCGUCCCUCGGCCCCCCCGGCCUCGGGCGCACCCCAUGCUGGCAAGAUCCCGGCGGUGGACCUGGCCAGCGAGGACAGCGAGGCCAGCGACGACGAGGACCCGGCCGAGGCCCGGCGCCCUGCCGGCCCCCCCGGCCCGGCCUCCCACCGGCGGUACAUCCUCUGGGAAUAUCACUGCCUGUAUGACCCGCUCUGGCAGGUGCCGGUGGUUUACUUCCGGGCCCUGGACCCGGGCCCGGGGGUCCGCCCGCCGGCCGGCAGCACCUUACGCUGUCUGUGCGCCCUGGAGGCCCGGCGCCUGGCCGGGGUGUCAAUCGAGGGGAUCCUGGCCGGCCAGCCAGCACCGCAGGCCGCCGGGUCGUGCGGCUGGCCCGGGCCCUGCGCCAAGGUGUCCCCGGGGGCCGGGCUACUGGGCGGGCACCUGGCUUGCGCCUGUGUCCGGGAGUGGCCCUGGCCCGGGGAGCUCCCCUUCGAUCUGGGCUUGCGUCUGGACGCCGCACGGCUUGGCUUCGACCCCGCCGAGCUGACCCCCCUGCAUGGGGAUAUGUAUGGGCUGCUGGCCGAGCGCCGGGCCCCGGUGACUGCCGGCAGCCCGGCCAGCCUGGUGUCCGGCCAGCCAACCCUGUCGGUGGAGACGCACCCGUACCUACGGCGCCCGUACUUCAUGGUCCACCCCUGCCAAACUGGCCGGCAGAUGGCCGACCUGCUGGACGACGCGACUGCCGGGCCCGAGCGCUACAUGUCGGCCUUCCUGGCCGUGGCCGCGGCCGGCCUCGGCGGCCAGGCAUGCAUCUGCCAGUUGACGCUGCAUGCCAGCCUUGGAGCUCCGACCGAGCCCCCUGCGUCUCAAUAA